Molecule: messenger RNA, 2639 nt
Organism: Chiroxiphia lanceolata (lance-tailed manakin)
Lineage: Eukaryota; Metazoa; Chordata; Aves; Passeriformes; Pipridae
Gene: MIS18A
Product: MIS18 kinetochore protein A
Exons: 6
Coding region: 1-903 (300 amino acids)
Biological process (GO): chromosome segregation; CENP-A containing chromatin assembly
Cellular component (GO): chromatin; nucleus; chromosome, centromeric region
Source: RefSeq, a predicted model, not a curated record
AUGGCUGGAGCUGUGUCGGGGAGGGAUGUGUUGGAAUACCACGCAUCUUGCUUGGACUCGGUGACCUUAAAACGCCCUCUCCUUCCCGGACGGGACGCGAGGUGCCCGGUGGGCGGUGCGGGGCGGUCCCCGGAGCUGCGGGCGGUGCGGGGGCGGCUCCCGCGCGGUCGGCCCGGGCUCCCCGCUCGGCGUCACUGCCGCUUCCUCGGCGGGCGAUUUGAAGGCGAUGAGGGGCGUCACUGCCGCUUCCUCCGCGCGGGGCGGUCCCAAGGCCAUGGCGGGGCGCCCUCUUCCCGCCGUCGGAGCUGGCGGCGGAGCUGGAGUGCUCCAUGUCGCUGCUGGAGGUGGGCGCCGGGAGCGCGGAAGCAGCAGCAGCAGCCGCCGCAGCAGUGGGGGGCGGGCGCGGAGGGCUCGGACAGCGAGCUGCCCAUGGUGUUCCUGUGCGCCGGCUGCAAGCGGCCAGUGGGCGACACGCUGAGCUGGGUGUCCAACGACGAGGAGGGCGGCUGCAUCCUGCUGCGCAGUGAGUCCCGGCCCCGCCGCCAUGGCGGCGUCUCGGUGGACCACAAGCGGAAGCUCUCCAAGCUGCCCGACGAGUGCGGAUGCGUGGUAGAAACCUUGUUCUGCUCUGGCUGCUCCAGGACACUUGGAAACAUCUACAAGUGCACCCCAAGCAUCUUGACUACAAGAGGGGGUUUGUUCUGUUUCAGCAUUGAUUCUAUUGAAAGCUAUAUUCUAGGAUCCUCAGAAAAGCAAGCUCUUACUGAUGAGGAGCCGCUGACUCUUGAAAGUCAAGCUGUCUUGCAAGAGGUGCUGGAAAGGGCACACACUAUAUUAAAAGCUCUGGAGACAAGACUGACAGCUAUUGAGUCGUGUGUGGCUCCUCUGCCCAAGAAAGUCUGAAAGAAAUUGCAUGUUUAACUGCUGAAGACUGGAGAAUGUGAAACUUGUCCUUGUAAUUCUCUGGGAUCAGUGGAAACAUUGGAAAAGCUGUCAGAGAACUGAAAGACAGGAGUGGCUCUUGCUGUAGUGGAACAGUGCUGAGUCUGCAUCCUAGCCAUCCUAACCAACCUCUUCUUUCUCUUAAAAGGAUACCCCAGAUAGAAAUAGAUUUUUUUUUUUUCUUAAGCAAGACUUGUGAUAAAUCAAUCUGUAGACUUCUGGUUUAAUGUAAAUAUUUAUUUAAUUUUUUCUCUCUGAAAGCAAAGAAUUUAUCUCCUGACUUCCCUGAUAUUCAAUAUCUACUGAACUGGGUGUGCAUUUUCCUAAACCAAUGCAAAACCUCCCUGUGAUGCUGUGAUGUCUGAAGGAACAACAUUAAGUCACUUUUCCCUGUCUUGUCUCCACAGCCUUUGCUCAACUCAUGCUCAGAGACAUGAAUGGGCCAAAAACUAUGGUUUUGUGGUUUGACAGUUUCGUGGUUUUUUUUUUACAAGUUCAAAGCUAAAAUGUGACAUCAAUAAAGGCUUUAAAAGCAUUAGAUAAAAUGGCUUUUCCAUGCUAUAAUGCUCCAGUUUUGAAGCUUUACGCUUAACUGGAAAUAUUACUUAUAUUUAAGAAUUUUAUGUUUGCUUACUAAACUUUUGAAAAGCUUUUAGUUCGUUCUUACUUUGAAUUCACAUAUAGAGAAAACACUGCUACGCUUUCUCUAAGAGAAUUUCUUUUAAUUUAGUUGGAAAAUAAGACAUUUUGGCAAAAGGUUUUACAGGGGGUGGCAUAACCAAGGCAUAAGUAUUUCACCAAAACACCCAGCACAAAGGCUCAGUUCACAAAAGCAUCCACCACAAAACAGUCACUACACCAUCUUAGUAGAACACAACUCAUUGGUUUUAAGUUACCCACAAGAGAAAGAAAAGACUAAAGGAAGAAAACAAAGUAAAUAGAGAGGAGAGAGGAAGGAGAGAAAAAUAGUUACCGCCACGAUCUGAUGGCUCUCAUGGCAGCAGCCAGAAGAGAAAAGCUCUCGUAGGGUCUCGUGCUCCUACAUUUCUAUAGUUUGGUCCUGCCUCCCAGGCAGGAUAUCCAGUCAUUGACCACUCAGUGCCUUCCAGGCCAGAGUGAGGUGUGUGUAGCCAGUCACAGGCUCCAGGGGUGUGGUGUGGGUGGGCUACCAAGUAGGUCUGCCUUGGCUGACAGCUUGGCCACAUGGCUCUUGGAGCUGCUGUGUGCGCUCCGUGGGCUCAGCUGUCUGUGGUGGCUGCAGGCCUUACCCUGUGCCUUGUGGCUCUGCCAUGUGCUCUCUGUGGGCAGGCCUUGCCAUGUACCUGCAGGCCCAGCCACACACUUACAGCAGGUUGACUCUGACCCGCAUGAAUAUAUGAUUCAGUGAGAUUUGAACUCAGUAUCUCACAACUGCAGUAUUGAAAGUCAGAUGUUUUACAGCUUCAAGGGGAGGAAACCAAACCAGGCUGGUGGCAGCACUCCUUUAAGCAAAACUUGGUAUAUAUUUGAGCCAUUAGUUCAAAAUGCUAACUAGGAACACUUGCCAGCAAUUUUUUUUGUUUUAAUGCAGAUAUUUCAGUUAUUUGUCUUUGGUCUUCUAUGCAUUUGACUAAUUGUCAGCGUUUCUUGUACAGCAUGAGUGUUCCACCUAAUGUUUUUCAAUAAAAGCAAGCAGCUGUGGUGUAAAGCAAGAAUAA